AUGUCUACGACUAUCGUCCAGCCUAAUCGCGGCGCAUCUGUGCCAGAUGUGGUCGCUGUCGGCGAUUCAAAUGAGUCGCAGGCGGAAUGGCUUGCGAAGCAGCAGAUCAACAUCGAGAACCGCAUUAACUUGAAGAAACUGUCCCACAUGCGAUACCAACAUCCUGACCUGGACGAAAUCCAGACAUUCAUGAUUGAUUUUGGAAUGCAAAUUUCAAGAAAGACCGAUGAAGAACUCUGGUUCAAAGGAUAUGGAUCCGACCAAUAUGUUUACUACGCUCGCAAAGGACCAAAGAAGUUCCUUGGUGGUACUUUUGAGGCUCAAAGCAAGGAAGACUUUGACCGAGCAGCAAAUCUUCCUACGGCCAGCGCAGUGGAGGAUUUGAGCCAUGCCCCCGGUGGUGGAUCACUAGUGACAAUCACUGACCCAGAAGGGUUCCCAGUAAAUGUCAUCUUCGGUCAAGAACCUACGAAUGUCGAAGUUUCUCACCCGGAGAAGCUCAUCCUGAACUACCCCGGUGAGAAGCCAAGACGCCGUGAGUUCAACCGCUUUGAACCCGGACCAGCUGCUGUCCAUAAGUUGGGUCAUUUCGGAUACACGACGCAGCAGUUCCAACCGCUACUCAAAUUCUACACCUCCACCUUCAAUAUAGUCCCCUCGGAUCUAUUGUACGUCGAGCACGGUGGCCAGAAAAUCCUUGUGGCAAUGUUCGCUCAUCUCGACCUGGGUGAGACUCUUGUGGAUCAUCAUUCGAUCUUCUUCAGUACUAAUCCCAAGGGCGCGCAUGUUCACCAUUGUUCCUUUGAGGUAAAUGACUAUGAUACCCAGCAGCUGGGUCAUCAAUGGCUGGAUAAGAAAGGAUAUACCUCUGUGUGGGGAAUUGGUCGGCAUAUUCUGGGUUCGCAGAUUUUCGACUAUUGGUGGGAUACUACGGGAAACAUGGUGGAACAUUAUGCUGAUGGAGAUUUGGUGAAUCAACACACCCCCGUUGGCUAUGUCCAGGCUGGAAGCGAGUCUCUAGCUGUAUGGGGACCGGAUGUCCCCGCUGAAUUUUUGGAGUAA
Molecule: messenger RNA, 1062 nt
Organism: Penicillium verhagenii
Lineage: Eukaryota; Fungi; Ascomycota; Eurotiomycetes; Eurotiales; Aspergillaceae
Product: 2,4,5-trihydroxytoluene oxygenase
Exons: 4
Coding region: 1-1062 (353 amino acids)
Biological process (GO): L-methylmalonyl-CoA metabolic process
Cellular component (GO): mitochondrion
Molecular function (GO): methylmalonyl-CoA epimerase activity
Source: RefSeq, a predicted model, not a curated record